UAAAAGCGCGCAGCUAACGCUCCCAGGAUGAACAGCGUGUUUCAGGAAGAAGUUGGCGCCUGAACCGUGUAUGCGGUUAGCUAGCACGCUAACCGAAAGUAUGCAUGAUAGCACACUUAAUAAUUGUUCUUUCCAACGUUAUAAGAUCAUUCCAAAAUGAACGACGCAGAAGAGUUCAGUGUCCCCCUUUCCUCGCUGGCGCUCCUGGUCCCACCACUUCGCCUGAUGUCAGCAGUGAUGUGGGAAGUUGUUCGCCAACGAAACAUAAAGCACUAUGGGAAACUGGAGGAGUUUGUGACCAUGGUAACAGAUGCAGUUCCUGAGCUGAUGAGUAAACGGGAAGGGAGACUGCUCUCACUUGGCCUGAGGGCAAGGACAACUCUUGAGCUGUUGCGUUCUGAACACCCUGAAGAUCUCAAGGCUGUUGAGAGCCACUUGAACCGAAUCCGAACUUCUUGCAUUGAGGAGACAAAUGAUCCUGUCAUUGAAGCACCAGAGGCUAACUUUAUGAAGCUGGUGCAAGGCCUCAUUGAAGACACGGAUGGCAGAGAACACUUCCUCAAGAAUGUGUUUCCAGUGGAGUAUGGCCCUGAUUUCGACACGGCACUGGAGACUCUGGUUUGUGAGUUUUUCACCAGACUGGAGGAGCUGCUGCCAAUCCCUGAUUUCAAACAGACGGCAUCCUGGAUCAGCGGGGCCCCCUCUGUCCUAGAAGAGUACAUGCAGUGUGUCUCAAAUGGAGACGACAUUAAAUUUCUUCUCCAGAGCAAACAGUGCCACGGGAAACUGGCUAAGAGUACAAUCGCUCCGUUUCCGCCAGAUGAUCUUCUCAUUCCCUCUCUGUCUCUUCCUCCAUCGCUUGAAGUGGCCAUCUCUUCCCACCCGAGUGGUUGUGACGACGAAAAUAAUGACGUUCCUCAGAUCGUCAUGUUCGAUGAAGAACUGUCCACAAACCCUUCCACCUCGACAGACUUUCCCGAAUCCCCAAAAAGGACUGAUAUGUUACCGUCCCCUCGCAGGAGACAAUCAGGGCUGCACAAAUGUCCAGAGUGUAACAAAUGUUUCAAGCACCACUCCGUUCUCACCGAGCACCAGAGGGUCCACAGUGGGCUGCAGCCCUACAACUGCUCGGAGUGCGGGAGGGCUUUCAGGACAGCCACUCUGCUAGCCGGUCACAGGCUACGGAAAUGCAAAAACGCCGCUUAUCUGUGCAUCAAAUGUGGGAACAGUUUUCCGACCUCACUGGACAAAUUCCGACACCACUGCCCAAAACGUGGCCGUAGCUACGAUUGUGGACACUGCGGAAAGAGUUUUCAAAAGUCCAGCAGUUUGAAGGAACACCUGCUGACUCACGUCCAAAGCCGCCUUUUCAAGUGCAGUCAUUGCGGGGUAGGUUUUUCAGGAAUCGGUGACUUGAAGUAUCACCAACAGGUAGAUCAUGACAAGCCUUAUCAGUGUAAGCAAUGUGGGAAGAGCUUCAUCUCCUCCAAGUGUCUGACCAAACAUCAGCAACGACACGAAGAGGGCGGAGAAAUGGAGAGUGUCAAAUUAAUGAGUGGAGGCAAACACAGGAAGAGUGGCUCCGCCCAUCGGACUUCCUCCUCAUCUAUGUCCUCCAGGAAAUCCUCGAAAGCUGCAUACCCGCGAGGACGAGUCACGCAUAACUGUCCACUGUGUGGAAGGAGCUUUAAAUACCGUUUCGAAUUCCUCGAGCACCAGAGGUUCCACACCGCGGUGAAGCCUUACAGAUGCUCGCAGUGUGGCAAAGCCUUUCGCACGGAGGCUCACCUCUCCAGGCACAGGAAGAGGAAGUGUAAAAAUGCGUCCCACAUUUGCACCAAGUGUGGGUGUCAGUUCAGGUCCCUCCACGAGCGGGUCAGACAUCAGUGCGUCCAGCUGCUGACCAAAUACGAGUGCUCUCAUUGUGGGAAGACCUUCAAGAUGGCCCACCUGCUGAGGAACCAUCAGAUGAGCGAACACCAGCUUCCCUACAGCGCCAACCAUCGCUUCAGGUGCAGAUACUGCGACGAGACGUUCCCCGGCAUCAGCGAGCUCAAAUACCAUCAGAGGGUUGACCACGAGAAACCCUAUCAGUGUCAAGAGUGCGGCAAGUGUUUCCUGUCUGAGAAAUGCCUGGCCAACCACGAGCUCCGACACAACGACGACCGACCGGAGAGCUGCCUGGUGUGCGGCCGCGGCUUCAGGAACCGCUAUGACUUGAAGCAGCACAUGCGCACUCACACGGGGGAGCGGCCGUACCAGUGCACUCACUGUUCGCAGUGUUUCUCCACAGCGGGGGGGCUGCGGAGCCACACCAGGGUUCACACGGGAGAGAAGCCGCACGUUUGCCCAGAUUGUGGUAAGGCUUUCUCCCAAAUGGGUGCAAUGCGCACGCAUAGGCUCACGCACACGGGAGAAAGGCCUUUCAAGUGCACAGUGUGCGGCAAAGGUUUCACAAUGGCACACAAAGUGACUGUUCACAUGCGCGUGCACACAGGGGAGCGCCCGUACGUUUGCACGCAGUGCGGGAAAGCCUUCUCAGAUGGAAGUGUGCUGAAGCAGCACAUGCUCAACCACUCAGGUGUGAGACCGUACCACUGCCAGAUCUGUCCCAAGACCUACACCUGUCUGAACCACCUGAGGAGGCACCUGAAGAGCCACUCCAACAUGAACUGAGCAGGACAUUUCACACAUUCACACCAUUUGGCAGUUAGACUGCUACAGUUACAAAGGACCAACGAAACCAAGCAAUACGUGAAGGAACAUAAAAUGAUGCUGUUUAAAUUGAGGUGAAAUGUUUCCUCUUCUCUGUAAAGUAAAUGUAGUCACAUUACCCAAUUGUGUAGGACUUUUUGAGCAUUUAAAGGAAUAGUUUGACCUUUUUGGGAAAUCCACUGACUAAUAAUUAUUUAGAUAAUCACAUGAGAAGAUUGAUACCACUAUUAGACUGUAAGCAAAGAUAGAUGACAUUAGGGCUACCCUCAAGUGAUGACAUUAGGGCUACCCUCAAGUGAUGACAUUAGGGCUACCCUCAAGUGAUGACAUUAGGGCUACCCUCAAGUGAAGCCAAAGCAUCUUUAUCUCCCCCAAAUCUACAGUACAGACUAUAAACCCUCCAUGUUACUGCACUAUAAAGUCAAAACAUACUUCAAAUACAAUUUGCCCAAAGAUAGUUUCUGUCUUUGUAGGUAGUUCUUGUCACACAACGUGCAUUCAGGUGUGGAUCUUUCUGAUUUAUAUUCAGUUAUUUGAUGCUAUUAAAAGGGAGUGACAUCAUUAUAGACAACUGUGAUUGGCAGCUUGUCUGAGUAAAGUGAUCACGGAGCAAGGCUACAGGCAAGGUAACAACGUGUACAUUUCAUAAUUAAAGUAUUUAUAGCGAUAAUAAGGUUAGUUAUCAUAUCAGCCAAACAGGUGCUAACAUAUCAGCUAGGUGGUUUAUGCUAACAAACUGUGGCCCUGCUCAAUACUGCGCAGAGUCCAUCCCCCAAUUAUAUUUUUGGUUAAGAGACAUGUUGUCUAUAUACAUAAACUCUAUGAUGCCACUUUUCAGAUAAAGUGGUAUCAAUCUUCUCUAACGUGGUAAGAAUUCAACUAUUUCCUUUACGUUAGCACAUACUCUUUCUUUCCCCUCAAUACGCAUCAGACUGAAUUAUUUUUGACCAACAGUUUCUUAUGCAUGAAUAUGUUUGGAUAAUAUUCCAGAUAUUAUUUCGGUGAAUGUGCAGAAACUGUAAUAUUGGUGAAAAUAUAUGUUUGCAAAGGCGUUGGCUGUAAAUAUACUGAGAGAAAUGUGUGCGUGCCUGAGAGGUUCAAUGGUUUAUUUCAACAUGAAAUAACUUUAUUCCUGCAGGCCUUUCAUCUCACCCAAUUAUGGUUUGCAAGGUUCAUGAAUUUCACAUUAAAUUCCCAUGGUAGUAC
Messenger RNA from Gymnodraco acuticeps, 3921 nucleotides. Its product is annotated as zinc finger protein 11-like. Gene Ontology annotation, biological process: regulation of transcription by RNA polymerase II. The coding region runs from base 157 to 2676 and encodes 839 amino acids. NCBI's taxonomy places the organism in Eukaryota, Metazoa, Chordata, Actinopteri, Perciformes, Bathydraconidae. The record is from RefSeq and is a predicted model, not a curated record. Gene Ontology annotation, molecular function: RNA polymerase II cis-regulatory region sequence-specific DNA binding; DNA-binding transcription factor activity. The transcript is spliced from 7 exons.